AGCAAUGUAUAAAACCACAAGUAAAGACUUCUCUUAAUGAAAAACUUGCAUGUUUAAAAGUGCACCCAAACACUUUUCUCCAAUUUCCAUAUUUAGUAUUAGUACGACGAGUAUAUAACAUUGACACAUACAUCGCAAUCAUACAAUUCAAAAUACAAAACAGACAUAAAAUCGCGGUUGUUUCUAAGGAUUCCUUCAACACUUCAAUACAUAUAUGGCAGAUUUUACACGGAGAAGAUGGACUACACCUAAGAUGGCCGUUCCUCUUCGUGGUCCGGUAGAUGAAGAAAUCAACCCACCUUCAGGGUGGAUUAAUGAGUUUCGAUUUCAUUGCCUCCUUGUUGUUCUUCCAGGUUUUGAGAAAGGCGAUAUCAAGUUGAAUGUGGAUGAAUCUGGGAUCAUAGAAGUUACUGGAAGGAGAAAGGUAAAUGAUGAAAAACAAGAGCAUUUUAAAAAGACCUUCAAUGUGCCAGAAGACGGAGACGUAAAGAACAUAGAGUUGAUAUUCGACGAUGGUACACUACGAGUACGUAUCCCAGGGAUGGUAGAAGAAAUCAACCCAUCUUCAAGGUGGACUGAUGAGUUUCCUGGAUUUCAUUGCCUCCUCAUCAAUGAUCUUCUUGGUUUUAAUGAAGACGAUAUCAAGCUGAAUGUCGACAAACGUGGGAUCAUAGUAGUUAGCGGAAGGAGAAAGUCGGCAGGUCUAAAACACGAAAUUUUUGAAAAGAAGUUCAAUGUGCCAAUAGAUGGAUAUACUAUUCACGUUAACAAUAUACAGAAGAAGUUCAACGGAGCUACGACACUAAAAGUAUUUAUCCCAAGGCCGGUAGAAGAAGAAAUCAUCCCAUCUUCAAGGUGGACUAAUGAUAUUCCUGGAUCUCAUUGCCUCCUCGUUAAUCUUCCUGAUUUUAAGAGAGACGAUAUGGAGGUGGAAGUUGAUGAAUCUGGGGUAAUAGUUGUUGGGGGAAGGAGACAGGUAGGGGGAAGAAAACAAGAGCAUUUUAUAAAGGCGUUUUAUGUGCCAGGUGACAGAGACAUGAAGAGCGUAAAACAGACAUUCGAAGGAGAUAUGUUAAGAGUAUGCAUCCCAAAGGUAGCAGCAACGGAGAAGGGCAAACCAAGCACCAACAAGGACAAGAAAGAGUCCAACAUAAUUCCAGAUGAGAAUCCUGCUUCAAGUAGCGGCGUAAUGGACAAGGGUAAUGAACAAGUGUCUUCAAGCACCGGCGUAGUGGACAAGGGUAAGGAACAAGUGUCUUCAAGCAGCGAAUUGAUGGACAAGGGUAAGGAAGCGUCUUUAAGAAACAACACAAUGGUGGAGAAGGGUAAGGAAGUGUCUUCAAACAGCGAAAUAAUGGACAAGGGUAAGGAACAAGGGUCUUCAAGCAACAACAUAAUGGACAAGGGUAAGGAACAAGUGUCUUCAAGCAGCGAAUUGAUGGACAAGGGUAAGGAAGCGUCUUCAAGCAACAACACAAUGGUGGAGAAGGGUAAGGAAGUGUCUUCAAACAGCGAAAUAAUGGACAAGGGUAAGGAACAAGGGUCUUCAAGCAACAACAUAAUGGACAAGGGUAAGGAACAAGUGUCUUCAAGCAGCGAAUUGAUGGACAAGGGUAAGGAAGCGUCUUCAAGCAACAACACAAUGGUGGAGAAGGGUAAGGAAGUGUCUUCAAACAGCGAAAUAAUGGACAAGGGUAAGGAUCAAGGGUCUUGAAGCAACAACAUAAUGGACAAGGGUAAGGAACAAGUGUCUUCAAGCAGCGAAUUGAUAGACAAGGGUAAAGAAGCCUCUUCAAGCAACAACACAAUGGUGGAGAAGGGUAAGGAAGUGUCUUCAAACAGCGAAAUAAUGGACAAGCGUAAGGAAGUGUCUAACAAUGGUGAGUUAGAUUCAGUUAAGGAGGACGAAACCUAUUGGAGGCGGGUAUUGAACAAGUUAAAGCCUUAUUUCAGGCUUUGAGACCAAAGAGAAGAUCAAAAGUGAGCUAAAGCAUCCAUUAUAUCAUAAAUUAGACCUUGGUGGUGUUACUGUCUCAAAAAUUCAACUUACAAACUCUGUUUCUAACUCUGCUUCAUCAUAAAUUGUACAAUUAUCAACAUGUGUCAAUUAAACCUGUAUAUAUAUAAGGAUGAACACGUUGCAUACUGUAAUUAUGUAACAUAUGAAGUUAUACAUACAACAUAUUAUAGCUUUCAGAA
Molecule: messenger RNA, 2199 nt
Organism: Chenopodium quinoa (quinoa)
Lineage: Eukaryota; Viridiplantae; Streptophyta; Magnoliopsida; Caryophyllales; Amaranthaceae
Exons: 4
Coding region: 215-1714 (499 amino acids)
Biological process (GO): response to salt stress; protein folding; protein complex oligomerization
Source: RefSeq, a predicted model, not a curated record